This is a messenger RNA of Pezoporus occidentalis (night parrot), 2707 nucleotides long. It is a transcript of the gene NKX3-1, whose product is annotated as NK3 homeobox 1. Bases 13 to 675 code for a protein of 220 amino acids. The record is from RefSeq and is a predicted model, not a curated record. NCBI's taxonomy places the organism in Eukaryota, Metazoa, Chordata, Aves, Psittaciformes, Psittacidae. Gene Ontology annotation, molecular function: DNA-binding transcription factor activity, RNA polymerase II-specific; RNA polymerase II cis-regulatory region sequence-specific DNA binding. Gene Ontology annotation, cellular component: nucleus. Gene Ontology annotation, biological process: cell differentiation; regulation of transcription by RNA polymerase II. The transcript has 2 exons.
ACCCCGGCAGGGAUGAGCUGCACCCCGGCAGCAGCCCCGCACACGGCGCCCAUCGCCUCCAGGCCCCGGACGUCCUUCCUCAUCCAAGACAUCCUCUGGGAUGGGGAGGAACAGGGAGCGCAGCCGGAGAGGGGCAAGAGCAGAGGAUUGGGCAGCCAGGACCGGGAGCCAGGGACAGCGGCAGUGGAGGGGAGCAAGGGCAGCUCUGCCCCAGGGCACCCCGCCGGGAGCCCUUAUCCCACAGGAGCAUCCCAAGCCCGAGGGACACCCCAAGAGGCAGCCCAAGACAGCCCAGCGGAGCCCUACCCGUCAGCCUGUGCCCCCCCACUGCAGCCCAUGGCCCCGUGUCCCCCCAAGCAGGCGAAGCGCUCGCGGGCAGCCUUUUCCCACAGCCAAGUCCUCGAACUGGAGAAGGAAUUCAGGCACCAGCGGUACCUGUCUGCCCCCGAGCGAGCCCGCCUGGCCCGGGCCCUGCAGCUCACCGAGACCCAGGUGAAGAUCUGGUUCCAGAACAGGAGGUACAAAACCAAGCGGAAAGAGGUGGCCUCCGGCAUCCCCAGGCUGGGCACGCCGAAAGCCACCGAGCUCCAUGGAGCAUCCCUGCUGGCGCUGCGGGGCGGAUGGCACCCCCUGCCCUGCCUCUACUACCUGAGCGCCUGGAGCCCUGGCUGGUAGCAGCUGCUUGUGAGCAGAAAGCAGCCUUUCGUCCUCUGUGGGUGGGGGUUUUAAUCCUGCCUUGCUUUUUCUAGUGUUAAUCGAGACCCUGCGCACAGCAAUGAUCAGCAUCUAGGUGCCGCACAAGCCUCUCUUGUUGCUAACAGAAAAGAACCCAAACAGAGCCCCCAGAUCCCCCCUCAAGCUUUUAAUUCAGCUCAUUUGAUAGCGCUGUUACGAGGUGGAACUGCAGCUGUAAAACACUGAAGGCUUUUCGGGGGGGGGGGGGAGAAAGGGAUGGCAUCUCUGCCAUUGAUAGCAUCACGGUUCAUGGUCCCAGAAGGGACUUAGACCCCCCCUAAUACUCCCACAUGCUGUCAGGCAGCACCACAGGUAACGCAGGUGGCUUUUGGGGUGAACUAAACCCCUUUCCGCUAUGAGGGACAGGAGCCUGAAGUGCCGAUGGCCCCAGCUCACCCCAACCAACCCCAUCCCUCUGCCCCUGGAUGCUGAGAUGCCAACUGCUGCUGCCGGUGCCUUGAGAAGCCAAACCAGCCCCUCGGGAACGCGGACAAUAGCGCAGUGACAGAUGAGCUUUGCAUAUCCGGGUGUUGCUGCUGUUUGAACAUUCCCAUAUGAGCUGUUUAGAAUAGCAACGGCUCCAAGAGCUCGACGCUCCCAUCAGCUUCCAAAGCAGCAAACUCCCUGUUUGCCACUGAAAUCAGCCUGAACCCCACAUCAGGACAUGGGGACAAGAAGAGGAUGAGACCUUUACAAGUGGUUUCUUAGUGAGACAAUCAUUUGCACUGGUAGAAGAGCAAAGACUGGGGUUUUUUUGCACCUAAUCAUACUUAAAACUUGAGAUGUCACUAAAUCCAUGGGAGAAAGUGUAAAAAUAAAUGAGGUUUCCAAGAGAAGGAACACAGCAACUGCUUUUUCUCACUCGUGUCGCUCAGCAAAGCUCUGCUGGAACACGUAGAAUACCCUGGGAUAAAACAGAAGUAGAGGUUUCUUCCCUGUGGAGCACCAGAAAAGUGCCUGUGGUGCCUGCUCUGACAGAGAAUUCAGAAUCACCUUGGUCCAACCCCCUCCUGCAGCAGGGAAAUAGGGAAUUAAACCAGAACCCGCUUAGAUCUGUCCCUUUAAAGCAGAUUAUUUGGAAGCUGAGCUUUUGCCUUGCCAAUCGACUCGAAUGGUGCAAGCUCGCAAAGAUGAAGCUGCUGGGGGAUGCGGACGAGGGAGGAUGGGGAGUGCAGAACGUGCGAACUGAAGCCCUUUGCAGUAGAUACUCAUGUGCUCUCGCUAUCAAAGCCCUUGCUGGCUUUGGAGGACAACCAGUUGCUUUCUAAUAGCCUGAAAGAAACCCUUAAUAUCUGGAGAUAUCAUUUCCCUUCCAGCUCCUGCUCUCCGAUGCUGCGUGGCCCUGGUGCUCGAGGCAGACGUCUCCCCUGCACUGUUGCAAUGUGUUUCAAACCCAGCCCUGCUGCUUAUCCACUUUGCACUUUGCUUAUCCACUGCUUGGAACAAUAAAAUAAAGCCCUUCUGGCCUCAAAGCCAAGCCCCAGCAGGGCACGGAUUCCUCUCCAGGGGGAAAAGGCCCUGCCAAACCUCAGGAUGCUGCUUAAAUCAAUGCAGAGACACUGAACGUGCACCAAAUGCACUGGAUUAGCAGCUCUGAGCAUCACGGAGCUGCCCCUGAAUAGGGGUCCCGGCGCAUCCUUUGCACAGAAGAGCAGCAGGGAUGGGCACAUAACAUUGGGAAGGACUGAAUUGGGCUGGGAAGAUCAGAUCUAAACUGAAAAUUAGCUCUAAACUGAACAUCUUGCCUGCUUCUUUGGGAAGAUGGGGUGUAGCUGCUUCUUUUCUCCCCACUGAUGGUUUGUAACUAAUAAAUGCCCUUCCUGCUGCUUCGACACCCAGCUGCUCAUGGGUAACCCCUGGCACAAAGCAAGGCCAGUGCAAAUAGUUGCUAUUUUUGUACCUGUUUUUUGAUACUAUUUCAUCUGAUUUGUGUUGUCCUUUGGAAUAAAGAGCUCGGAGUCUUUACUAAAAA